This is a messenger RNA of Stegostoma tigrinum, 1148 nucleotides long. RefSeq lists its product as uncharacterized. Bases 97 to 1068 code for a protein of 323 amino acids. NCBI's taxonomy places the organism in Eukaryota, Metazoa, Chordata, Chondrichthyes, Orectolobiformes, Stegostomatidae. Gene Ontology annotation, biological process: positive regulation of filopodium assembly; negative regulation of apoptotic process. The record is from RefSeq and is a predicted model, not a curated record. The transcript is spliced from 3 exons.
CUGAGAAGGAGUCUCUGGACCAGUAGUGGAAUCUGUAAAGAGGCUUUAACAGGAUCUGGAAAUCCUAGUUUGGGAGUCAAGUCGCAGAUAGUUUUGAUGGCUGUUGCUGGUGGCGCUGUUAUGGUUGUUAUAAGCAUAAUCUGUGGAAUUGUCUUCUUCUGCCUUAGAAGGAGAUCUAAGCAGAGCUUGAAGAAAGUGUUGCCCCCUCCACGGCCUCCGCUACCCGCCCAAUACACCUGCAAGAAACCCGUGAAGAAACAUGUGAAGAAGCAGGAAUCGCAUCCAGCUGCAUCCCCGCCUCGGCGACACAACGCUCCGCCCCGUCCGCCGCCUCCCUCGCCAUCCCGAUCUCUGUCACCACGGAGGAGGCCAACACGGCCUCUUGGUCCGCCACCACCCCGCCCAAACACAGCUUCUCAAGUAUCGCGCUCGAAAACGAUUCCACACCCUAAAGCAGCUCCGCCACCCUGUCCCAAUCAGCCUGCAUCCCUGCUGCCUACAUUUACUCCCGGGUCUAUGCUUACCCCCGGACCUACAUUUACCCCUAAGCCAACGCUUACCCCUGGGCCUACAUUUACCCCUAAGCCUCCGCUUACCCCUGGGCCUACAUUUACCCCGAAGCCUCCGCUUACCCCCGGGCCUACAUUUACCCCUAAGCCUCCGCUUACCCCCGGGCCUACAUUUACCCCGAAGCCUCCGCUUACCCCCGGGCCUACAUUUACCCCUAAGCCUCCGCUUACUCCCGGGCCUACAUUUACCCCUAAGCCUACAUUUACCCCUGGGCCUACAUUUACUCCUGGGCCUACAUUUACCCCUGGGCCUACAUUUACCCCUGGGCCUACAUUUACUCCUGGGCCCGCCUUUACUCCUGGGCCCGCAUUUACUCCUGGGCCCACAUUUACUCCUGGGCCCGCAUUUACUCCUGGGCCCACAUUUACUCCUGGGCCCACAUUUACUCCUGGAAUGGCAUCAACAAGAGAACAGCCCCACAUGAAUAAACCCUGUGCGGAAGAGUUGUGCAACCAAGGCUGCAAUAUGGCGAAGGCUGAAAAUACGGGAACGAGCUAACUUCAGCCAUUAAUAGUUCCACGCAUUUGCUAUAGUUGUAGGUUUAAGCAAAACAAAGAAUCUGAUUAUAUCUGACUGAC